Messenger RNA from Andrographis paniculata, 1761 nucleotides. RefSeq lists its product as uncharacterized. The coding region runs from base 148 to 1425 and encodes 425 amino acids. NCBI's taxonomy places the organism in Eukaryota, Viridiplantae, Streptophyta, Magnoliopsida, Lamiales, Acanthaceae. The record is from RefSeq and is a predicted model, not a curated record. Gene Ontology annotation, cellular component: membrane. The transcript is spliced from 9 exons.
CGAGCAGCAUAGCCGUUUCUCGGCCUAUCUGGGUUUUAAUAGGGCUUUUGCGAAAGCCCCAAUCCCUAAUCUCUCUCUUUCUCUCUUUCUGAAUCUUUCGUAAAUUCCUCCGCCUGUCGCCUGUCGCCUGUCGCCGUCGCCGGAGUUAUGAGUAUUGUUAAAUCCCUUUCUCUCUCCAAGUUCCGCCCGGCCUUGAAUCUCGUCGCCGCGCAAUCUGCGGUCAUCUCGCGCGCAAUCUCCACAGCUCCACCGCCGCUGCUCCAUCACCCUUCCGCUCGUGGAUCGCCGGCUCCUCCCUGCUCCCCGUUCCUCACCAGCGUCCGCUAUAUACGAACCUCACGCGACCCGAGCUCGAGAUAUGAUAUUCCACCACCUGUGAAUUGGGGGAUCCGUAUUGUGCCUGAGAAGAAAGCAUUUGUGGUUGAGCGAUUUGGGAAGUAUGUGAAGACAUUGACUCCUGGAAUCCACGUAUUGAUUCCGUUUGUUGAUAAGAUCGCAUAUGUGCACUCCUUGAAGGAAGAGGCCAUCCCUAUUCCUGACCAAUCUGCUAUUACCAAGGACAAUGUCAGCAUUCUAAUUGAUGGAGUCCUCUAUGUCAAGAUAGUGGAUCCUAAGCUGGCAUCAUAUGGAGUUGAGAAUCCAUUAUAUGCUGUGAUUCAGCUUGCACAGACCACAAUGCGCAGUGAGCUAGGUAAGAUCACCCUUGACAAGACUUUUGAAGAAAGGGAUACUCUGAAUGAGAAGAUAGUGAUUUCCAUCAAUGAUGCGGCAAAAGAUUGGGGCUUGCAGUGUCUUCGUUAUGAAAUAAGGGAUAUAUCUCCUCCUAGAGGUGUGAGGGCUGCAAUGGAGAUGCAGGCAGAAGCAGAACGCAAAAAGAGAGCUCAAGUUCUUGAGUCCGAAGGUGAAAGACAGGCAAAUAUUAAUAUUGCAGAUGGGAGGAAAAGUGCUGUGAUCCUUGAAUCAGAAGCUGCAAAGAUGGAUCAAGUGAACAGAGCUCAAGGUGAGGCAGAAGCUAUCCUUGCUAGAGCGCAAGCAACUGCGAAAGGAAUUGCCAUGGUGUCAAAAGCCCUGCAAGAAACUGGAGGUGUUGAGGCGGCAAGUUUAAGAGUGGCUGAGCAAUACAUUCAUGCCUUUAGUAUGAUUGCAAAGGAGGGAACUACAAUGUUGCUUCCUUCCUCUGCUUCCAACCCCGCCAAUAUGAUGGCUCAAGCGCUUACUAUAUACAAGAGCGUCAUCGGCAAAGGUCCAGGUAGUGAAGCUGAUCAGAGCUCCCAAACUGGAUCUACGUCAGGUCCCACAAAAACUAACGCUCUCUCCUGGGAAGCCGGCGACGAGAGUCAUGAAACUGGUGAAUCUGCUGAUCAAAAUGGCUCAGAUGCAGGCAAACCUGUUUUCUCUCUGCAAAGCCAGAAGGAUGAACACUAGAAAGAGAAGGAUUACAAGGUGACUUAUUAUACCAAAAUACUUUUAACAUUGAUGGCGUAUUUUGCAAGUUGAUAGUUGCUACCUUAGAGAGAGAGAAGCAACGGCAAUUGCAGAGACGGGAAGUGAAAAAUGGUGCUGCCCUUGAAACUAUUCUCUUCUUUCUAUUUAGCGCUGUAGAAACCCUCUGGCAAUUCUCCCUCGGCUCCAUAGUUUUUUGUAUGUUGUGCAAUUCUGAGUUCUGGGAAUUGAAAUUAUAAAACAAUCGAAUACCUUACCUUCUUUAUUCAUGGAAUUAAAACCUUACCUCAAUAAAGAUACGGGAAGACUUCAUUCGUA